Molecule: messenger RNA, 1525 nt
Organism: Ooceraea biroi (clonal raider ant)
Lineage: Eukaryota; Metazoa; Arthropoda; Insecta; Hymenoptera; Formicidae
Product: serine protease persephone
Biological process (GO): proteolysis
Molecular function (GO): serine-type endopeptidase activity
Source: RefSeq, a predicted model, not a curated record
UACACAAGAACGAACGGAUCAGUUAGAUGAAGUAUAUCUUCUGCCGCAGCGAAUCCUCGAGCCAGUUCCUCGAGCGAAAGAGUACGAUCAAGGCUGUUAUCAAGGAUGCUGCGGAACGUGCUGACCGUCUCACCGUUAUUACUAGUGUUGAUCCUGUUCUCGACACGCGGAGAAUACGUCGGAGAGAGAUGCACUAUCGAGAAUCAAGGUGCCCCAUCCACUUCGGGCAUAUGUAAGCUUUUGCAAGAUUGUCCCGUAGUUUAUCAACAAUUGUUGGAGGGCAAAUUGCCUAGUAAAGCCUGUGGUUACUUGGGUAUCGAUCCGAUAAUUUGUUGUCCAACGACAAACCACGAUACCAAUAAACCAACACCAACACCGACACCAACACCAACACCAACACCAACAUCAAAACCUGUCGUUCAACCCGGCACGGUGCAGCCCUUGAACUUGAAGGAUAGAGGAGCAGUAGCACGAGCAAAAUGCAUGGAAAGUGCGCAAGCUGUGUAUGGUUUCAAGAUACCACCUACACCGACAGUUAAUCGUAAACCUAUAAAUGUGUCACUAUGUACUUUGAAAUCGCAAAGGUUGAUUGUCGGUGGCAAGAAAGCCGAUCCAAAAGAAUUUCCGCACAUGGCAGCCGUAGGAUUCGACGGCGGCAAUGGACGUGUCCUGUGGCAGUGUGGAGGUACUCUGCUUUCUUCCAGGAUUGUCUUGACAGCGGCUCACUGCACUUGGACGUUGGAUUGGGGAAAUCCAAAGUGGGUACGAGUUGGUGAUCUGAAUCUCGAACGGACGGAUGACGAUGCGGCGCCUGAGACUAUCGGAAUCGAAAAAAUAAUAAAUCAUCCCGACUACAAACGUCCAGCUGAAUACCACGAUAUAGCCAUAUUGCGAUUGGAAAGAGAAGUAACUUACAAUGAGUGGGUCAGACCAGCGUGUCUUCCUGUCGACUGGCCUGACGUGGGUUCUGAUAAUAAGACCGUCGCCACUGGAUGGGGUUUGGUCGAUUGGGCUGAAGACAAGGGCUCAGAGAAUCUGCUCAAAGUAACACUCCAUUUGGUCCCACAUCGUCCUUGCAAUGAGAGCUAUUACGACGAUGGUACUAACGCGAAGCUUCCAAGAGGCGUUGACAACGAAUUGCAAAUGUGUGCUGGAGAAACCGGCAAAGACACCUGCCAGGGUGACAGUGGAGGGCCACUCGCCGUCUUCAGCAAGGUUCACGACUGCGUCUACAAUGUAGUCGGAAUCACCAGUCUCGGACGAUUUUGUGGCAGCAGCGUGCCCGGCGUGUACACCCGAGUCUACCAUUACAUUCCUUGGAUAGAGAGGAUCGCGUGGCCAGAAUACUUUUCUUAAUGUAUUUUUUUAAAUAAAUUUUUUUAUACGAGGAAAAGAAUCUGCUUAUUUAAUUCUCUUGUAAAUUUUCACGUGUGAUUCUGAAUGUUAUCACGUCUUAUCUUACCGUCAGUAAUGUAACACUCGAACUAAUCUUUAUAAUAUAUUUUAGAAUUCAUUGAUUUUUAAA